AUGUUUAACACCAUCAAAGGAUAUAUAAUUGGUGAUAUAACUAGUUUUUAUAAAGAAAUAUUUCUAAACAUUCCGAAUAUAGAUAAAAAUUUAAAAGAAAAUCAAUUAAUUGAUCUUCCUUAUAGUAAUAAAAUAUUUGAAAAUAUUAAAUCAGGACAUGUUAACGUAAAUAGAUCUUCAAUUAAUUAUUCAUUAAAUAAAAUUCAAACAAAUUCAACAUCGAAUGUUUUAUCAUCAUCGAUUCAAGUAGCAAGAGGAGAUCAAGGAAAUGUUAUUUGCCGUUUUAUUCAUACAUAUUUUGUACCUUUAUUACCAUCUAUACAUUGUCCACAUGUUGGUCCAACUGGAGGAGCAUGUGCUGAUAAAACAAUCGACUUUUAUUAUAAUCAAACAAAUUUUCUGGCUUGUGGUCAUAAACAAUAA
Molecule: messenger RNA, 423 nt
Organism: Rotaria sp. Silwood1
Lineage: Eukaryota; Metazoa; Rotifera; Eurotatoria; Philodinida; Philodinidae
Source: the annotation of a GenBank genome assembly